Molecule: messenger RNA, 624 nt
Organism: Symbiodinium necroappetens
Lineage: Eukaryota; Dinophyceae; Suessiales; Symbiodiniaceae
Source: the annotation of a GenBank genome assembly
AUGGCUCGAAGGAGCGCAUCCCACCGCCCGCUGAUUUUGGCUUGCGUUCUCGUUUGGCUCUUCCACUUUAAAGCGACCUUCAGCAUUCCGGAGGGCAUCCAAAAAGUUGCCCAAGCACAGCGCAUCAGCCCUGAGAAAUUCUUAGAAAAUGUGAGCGGCAAAGCGGGGGCUUACCAAAAGAGCAACAAGAUUGCUGGGCGUGUCGAUUUCAUGAAGUCGUUGAAGGAGGAGAUACAACUCACGAUGUCACUUGAGCCUUGUCAGGCUAUGAAGACGACAGGCUUGCACCUCGUCAUCGGUGGCAAGUCCCUCGGCAAGACGAAGAUUGUGAAGACCAUGGUUGACCAAGCUGGCGACGCUGCGUUGCUCUACGUCGACAUGCGUCUCCCGCCCGUGGACAGCUCAGAUGCAUUGGAAUGCCUGCAGGCAGAAGCCAAGCGACGAUGGAGCACGAAAAAUGUGCCUCCUUGGUUGCCCGAUGGCGCGGCGCUGCUUGGUGCUCUGUCUGCAGCUGUGGCUCGGGUGGACUUCAAGAAGGACGAGGUUGUGCAGGGUGGACUGGCACAGGCUUUUUCUUUCCUGUUAAAUAUCAAAUCACCUGAAGGCUUUGUCAAAGCCUUUGGU